GCUAAGAAGCCAACAUCGGCAGGCAGGAGGAGUUACGACAAAGAACCACUCCUGCACUAAGUGAAUGUGUCAGUUAAGAUCUGUUUGGUUAUGUUUAGUAUGCAAGUAAAAGAUCAGACUAUUACCACCGAGCUGCUUUUUUGUAUUCAGCCGGCCUCGGGGCGGGGCAGCUCCGUUCUCAGGCUCCCGGGGGGGCGGCAGCUCCCGGGCGGGGCAGAUGGAGGCGAGCGGCGAGAGGAGCCCGAGCACUCAUGCCAGAACAGGUAGUUACUGUUGCUGGAGGUGUAAUAGUGGGGAUCCUGUUAUUUGUUCUCAUUGGAAUAACUGCAUACUUGCUCUGGAAGAAGCUUUGCCUUAUUUAUCCUUAUGAAGAGCUCCCUGAUCCUGUCAAAACACCACCUGUGAAUGCCAUUUUGCAAGAUCAGUCACCUUCUGAAAUUCAACCAAAAAGCACAAGAUCCAAAAGCGUUCCAUUUAUAAUUCCACCAACACUGCAUGGGCGAGACUGGAUUAACCUGACCAAUGAAGAACAAAUUCAGGAAGACAGUAACUCCUGCAUGACUCCCCAGUCUGGGCCACGGUCGUCAUUUCAUUCUUUGGCUGGAGCUUACACUGUAGGGACUGUUAACCCCAAGCUGUACAAGUUCCCUGAAGACAAGAGUGAGACUGACUUUCCUGAAGGCAACAUUGGCCGUCUCUGGUUCUCUAUAGAAUAUAAGCAAGCAUCAGAAAGGCUCCUCAUCUCCUUGAUAAAAGCCAGAAAGCUGCAGCCUCCCUCUGACUCCUGCAGUCCGUUUGUGAAAAUCUACUUGCUGCCUGAUGAAAGAUGCUACUUGCAGUCUAAAAUAAAGCGUAAAACCCUGAAUCCACAGUUUGAUGAAAACUUUGUUUUCCAGGUUUCCAGUAAAACAUUGCUUCAGAGGACUCUGAAGUUUCUGGUUUAUCAUGUUGAUAAGCAGAAGCACCACCACCUCCUAGGCCGAGUCAUCUUCCCUCUGAAAAAUGAAACCUUAACUGAUGACAGCAAAGUAGUCGUAUGGAGAGAUCUGGAGAAAGAAAACCUAGAGACUCCCUCAGAGCAUGGCGAUAUCCAGUUCUCCCUCAGCUACAAUGACUACCUGGGUCGUCUUACUGUGGUGGUUCUGAGGGCAAGGGGAUUAAAGCUCCAGGAUGAGAGCCGUGCUGUCAGUGUGUAUGUCAAGGUCUCGUUAAUGAACCAUAACAAGUUAGUCAGAAGUAAAAAGACAGCAGCUGUUCUGGGAUCUCCCAAUCCAGAGUAUAACGAAUCCUUCAGUUUCAAGGCAAAUCAGACAGAGCUGGAUACAGCAAGCCUGAGUCUAUCUGUGCUCCAAAACACUGAACAAAAAUCACACGUGCUGGGCCGUGUUGUAGUUGGGCCAUACAUGUACAGCCGAGGCAAAGAACUAGAACACUGGAAUGAAAUGAUCAGUAAGCCUAAGGAGCUGGUUAAACAGUGGCAUGCUCUCUGCUACAGCACUUAAACAGCAUCACUCUAUGGACAAAAAACACACAUAAAUGGAGAAGCUCUCACUGCCUUUUAAAACCUAAUGAUAAAGGAUACAAAGUCUUUGAACAGUUGACACUCCUAUGCAGGCAGGAAUAAAAGUAUAUUCUUUCUUUCUCCAAACACA
Phasianus colchicus (ring-necked pheasant) is the source of this 1652-nucleotide messenger RNA. RefSeq names its product synaptotagmin 15 (gene SYT15). Gene Ontology annotation, cellular component: plasma membrane; exocytic vesicle. Lineage: Eukaryota; Metazoa; Chordata; Aves; Galliformes; Phasianidae. The record is from RefSeq and is a predicted model, not a curated record. Gene Ontology annotation, molecular function: calcium-dependent phospholipid binding; phosphatidylserine binding; clathrin binding. Gene Ontology annotation, biological process: calcium-ion regulated exocytosis.